AUGCUCUCCUCCGGAAACUGUACGAUUGUCAAGGCAAGAAAGUAUUCCUAUGUGGCUUCGGACUCCAAUGGUGCAACUAAGAAUUCAGACGAUUGGGUCCACUUUCCGAUGAGGUCUGACAUAAGUCUAGUGUUUCUUGAGAAGGACCACAAGUCUCAACUGGAGUUGAAGAACUUGGUUCUCCAAAAUUUGGUUCUCCAAAUUACAUGGAAAUCGGAGAAAUUGGUUGGUCAUACCUUGAAUUGGCAAAAAGAUUGGGGACUAACACUUUGA
This is a messenger RNA of Kuraishia capsulata CBS 1993, 273 nucleotides long. RefSeq lists its product as uncharacterized. Lineage: Eukaryota; Fungi; Ascomycota; Pichiomycetes; Pichiales; Pichiaceae. The transcript has a single exon. The coding region runs from base 1 to 273 and encodes 90 amino acids. The record is from RefSeq and is a predicted model, not a curated record.